GGAGUAGUGGCCGUUGGUUGGGAUGAGUACGAAGUAGUGGCCGUUGGUUGGAAUGAGUGCGGAGUAGUGGCCAUUGGUUGGGAUCAGUACGGAGCAGUGGCCAUUGGUUGGGAUGAGUAUGGAGCAGUGGCCAUUGGUUGGGAUGAGUACGGUGUAGUGGCCAUUGGUUGGGAUGAGUACGGUGUAGUGGCCAUUGGUUUUAGCAGUUAGUAGAUCAUUAAUGAGUUUUAGUAGGGUCAAGAAGGUUGUUGUCGGUGAGGGGAGGGGAAGGCACCAGUAGAGAGGGAGGGAUUGAAGAUGUGAGUGAGGGAGCAUAGGAUGGAAGAAGAGGGUGACCGUAGUAGUUGUGAGGGAACAGGAUCCAGGGGGCAGG
Messenger RNA from Staurois parvus, 373 nucleotides. NCBI's taxonomy places the organism in Eukaryota, Metazoa, Chordata, Amphibia, Anura, Ranidae. The record is from the annotation of a GenBank genome assembly.